Closterium sp. Yama58-4 is the source of this 670-nucleotide messenger RNA. Lineage: Eukaryota; Viridiplantae; Streptophyta; Zygnematophyceae; Desmidiales; Closteriaceae. The record is from the annotation of a GenBank genome assembly.
AUGGGGGUGGGCGUUCUCAGAGGGCCUUCCGCCCAUCCUCCCUCCGCUCCGCCCCCGUGCAAGCUGCCUCGGCGCCCCCCGGACCUCUCCUCCCGUCUCGCCGCCGUGCUGCAAAACAUCAACCCGCCGCGCUCUGCGCCCUCCCCCUGGCCACCCUUCCCCCCCUCGACCAAGCCGGGCCUUUCUUCUCCUGCCACGCCCGCAGCUCCCGCUGCGCCUGCACCUCCCUCUGCCAGUGCGUGUACCGCGGCAGCUCGCAUAGAGGCGCGUGAGAGCAGGCUCGUGGUUGGAGGCAGUCGGGGAGACGCGAGUGGUUUUAUGGGCUCAACACUUGUCUCCUCUACUGUUCACACCAGCGACGCUGCUGUUUAUGGAUAUGACCAGCGAGUGCAGUGGCCAGCAUCCGUUCCGGACAACAAUGCACUUGGCAGAAACCGCCUCAGUGCAGCGCACAGCAACCCACUGAGGAGUGCCCGGAACAGCGCAUUGCAGAGCGCAGCAAGCAGGGCGUCUGUCACCGCCCCCCACGUUGUUGCCUUCGGCCCCGAGAGGCCCCUGCGAGUGGAUGCGUCGGGCAUGCUGCCGCUGCCUGCCUGCGGUGCGAGGGAGGGCAUGCUGAAGCAGCAGCUCAUGGCUCUGGCUGAAGCCAUGGCUGUUGAUGACUCGGUGC